Messenger RNA from Lodderomyces beijingensis, 2154 nucleotides. NCBI's taxonomy places the organism in Eukaryota, Fungi, Ascomycota, Pichiomycetes, Serinales, Debaryomycetaceae. The record is from the annotation of a GenBank genome assembly.
AUGGCCAACGGAACAGCAGCCAAUGCCGCAGCUCUAGCUGCAUUCAAUGCCGUGAAAAAGAAAGAAGCAUCUUCCAAACAAACCGACAUUUGUGAUCUUCCUGCAGCCUUGAGGUCGCAAAGCAAGAUAAGAACACCCACUAGUCAAAGUCAAUCUCGUGUGAGCACACCUUCAUCAGUUGCCAAUAGAAAGUAUGGCAACUAUUCGGAUACGUCGUCGAUAUCACCCAAACCUCCCUUGAAGCUCGAAACGAAUGUGCGGAGCCCCAGUGCGUCGCUGCCUUCUUCAGAGUUUGACGGCGAAAGCGAGAGCGAUAGCUUUGACUACUUCAAUUUAGGACACAACAAUUCCAAUAGAGGCGAUGCCUUGAGGCUGCCGAGGCUGCCGAGGUACCUGCCUCAGACCCCAAGGGACAUGAUCUCACACGUGAAGAAUUCGAUUGAUUCAAAGGCCAUUUUGAACGAUGCCAGCGCCAAGAGGUUGUCGAACAAUUAUGCUCCGCAGGAAAUGCUCAAGAAUUUAAAGCAUUCGUUGAAUGAAAAGGCCAGGCCUGUCAAUGUUCUUCCAAGGCCAGUUGAAAACGAGAAGGGGGUGGAUUUUUUGAGCGACAUGCGCGAUCGACUAGACAAUACCAGAAAAGUCGUUGCAAACAAUAAGCUGCUCAAACCGGGGCUCAAACUAGAGAGUGACAACCAGCUUGACGAUGAGGGUUUUUACUACUACCAGCAACCAGGCAAUGGCUCUUACUCGUCCUUUGAGUCUGCUGCGAGUGAGUUGGAGAACAGGGGCAAAAGAGAAACCAGAGAGAUCAGAGAAAUCAGAGAAAACAGUGUGCGAGCACAGUUGCCACCGCAACAACCGACUCCAGAUUCACGCCGAGUCAGCGUAGAGAAAGAAGCCAAUCAAGUCUCGCAGCCUCUGACUCCAGACUUGCAUGGAAUAAGCAUAGACGUGACUGAUCAUGACGCCGAGAAAAAUGACGACAACGAGGUUUUGACCAGAGUUCCCCUCAAGAUACCCGAGAAUGACAAGGCAACUGCGAGCUCAAGAAACACCACUAGAAGGAAACCGCCACCCAAAUCCGACGAUGAACUUGACAUCAAGGAUGACACCGACGACGCAAGCACACUCAACUCCGAGCUCAGACAAAAAACGAUCCGGAAUGGAAGGUCGGCGGAGACAUUUUCGAGUGGCGAAGGAUUCAAUCAUCCAGAUGACAUUGCGUCCAUCACAGAUACCGACGAGCCCGUGCCUCCUCGAGUGAGACGCAAAGAGUCCAAGUUCCCCCAGUUUCCCGAUAUUCGCAAACACCAUCACCAUUCAAAGCAUUUGUUCAGGCACAAGCACCACAGCCACAAGGCGCCAGACACGAUGCCGUUGCUGGAGGCAGAUAGUGAGUAUACUGACGCGGAAGCUUCCGACGCAGGGUACACGUCGUCCAACCCUGCUCCUUUGAAAGUGGCUCCAACCAUGCAACAGCCUGUGCAAUUCAGGACAACAAUGAGGAAGCCGAACAAGAGGAAGGACAAACUGUCCAAGUUUGACGAGUACAAGCCGUGGAAAAGCCACAAUGACUUGAACUACUUGACUGAUCAAGAAAGGAAAAGGUACGAAGGUGUAUGGGUGAGCAACAAGGGAAACUACAUGGAUCUUAUGGUGACGAAACUCCAUGGGGUCAACUAUGCUUUAUCCGGACACGACAAAACCUCCAGCGAACAUCUCGAGGACUCGAUCAAAGCUGCGCUCGUGUCUACCAAUCAAGCUGAAACAAAAAACGAAAGCGAAGGUGGUGGCAACACCAACACCACUACAACAUCAACGACAACAGGGGGUGCCAAGCAAUCUGACAAUGGCGCAAGCACAGAAAAGAUUGUGGAAACAGACAAUCGAGACCGGGUCGAAGUCAACCAGUUGAUGUUGGGCGCCGUUGUAAAGAGAAUUUGGAACAGAAGCAAAUUACCUGGUGAUACGUUGGAACAAAUAUGGAACUUGGUAGAUUACAGAAGAGAUGGCACAUUGAGCAAGAACGAGUUCUUGGUUGGAAUGUGGCUAGUUGAUCAAUGUCUAUAUGGACGGAAACUACCAAAGAAAAUUGAGCCUGUUGUCUGGGAAAGUCUAGGCGGAAUCGGAGUCAAUGUCAAGAAGUUGAAGUAA